UUUAUUUACCUAGGUAGUUAAAACUAGGUAACUAUUUGGUAUGACUCUGAAACUGAAUAAACGAAAGGGAAGUAGCUAGUUACUUUUUGAUUGAGAUGCUAAAAUUAUUUACAUAUGUACACACGUGCCAUCCGCCGCUACCUAAAAGGCUGGAUAUGAAGAGGAUUAGGUUCGAAGUUGGACCACUGAAAUGAAAUCACAUUCCACCGAAUUUUAGUCCUUGUGAACAUACUGCCUAUUUGUUACAAAGCCAAAUGCACUUACCAUUUGCCCUUUCUGCUUUUAAAUUUUGGCUCUUUCUGUCCCUUUUUCAACUCCAUGUCCCAUUAAGUAAAGUUCAGCCAAGAAUAAAAGGAAAGUAGACACCAGGAUAGUACUACUACAAUAUUCCUCAUUUGAAGAUCCAAGACAGAUACAUAUAUUCUCCCUCUCUUCCUCCUCUCACUGCACCAAAUGGAAUAUCAAUGUACUCCUCUUGCCUGGGAAUUCUACUACCAAGAAGAGGGGUUAGAAGACUUGAAACAUUCUCUUCUCUACACAACCUUGGAGCUAGAAGCAACAAUUGCAUCAGCUAAGGAGGAGAUUACCAGAAGAGAAUGUGAUUUGAUCCAUGUCAAUGACCUUUUAAGCAGGGUCACCAAGGAGAGAGAUGAAGCUCAAGCAAAAUGCCAGAAGCUAAUGCUGGAAAAACUUGAGCUUCAACAACAACUUCAGCAGAAGCAGCAGAUGGAACAUCAUCAGCACCAGAACCAGCAACAACAACAACUUGGUCAGACAAAUCAAAGAGACACCUCAUCACAGAGUGAAGAGGAGCUGCAAGAAGGGUUCUCUGAAAAGCAUUGUAUGGCAGCAGCUGCUUCUUCUGACUGUGAAGAAAACAGCAUGCCCUCUUCUGGUGGAAGUUCAACCCCACAUCCAACACCACUUCAAGUAGUCCUUGAAUUGGCAGAAAAGAAAGCAUUGCCUGAAAAAGGAAAACUCUUAAAGGCAGUGGUGGAAGCUGGACCACUGCUACAGACCCUUCUCUUGGCUGGACCACUCCCACAGUGGCAGCACCCUCCUCCACAGCUCAACUCCAUUGAGAUCCCUCCUGUGGCAAUUUCACCUCAAGACUCUUCCAAAACCACUUUCCCUUUCAACAACAAGAGGGACCUUCUCCUCUCUCCACCCUCUGAUUGUCCAGUUUCAAAGAGUAGAAAGGUCAUCACUCAGCACUUGCCAACACCUACCACUGCUUCACAUCAUUCCCUAUCACACCCAUCAUUUUCAUAAUGCUUUCUUCUGCAUAACAAAUCACACUCAAACAGGUGUCCAACUGCAUCACCUCACCUUUGUCCUCUUAUCAACAAACUCUGACCUACUUUUCUAUGCUGGGAAAAAAAAAAUAUCUUCAUUUUAGUGUUUAAAAUUUUCUUUUCUCUAAUCUUAUCUUGUUAUGUACAUAUGAGAGCUAAGUUCUCACAAAAUUGAUGGGAAUUAAGUAGCCUCCUCCAUGUUAUGACACAGUUUUGUACUUUGGUAGAUAGAUAUUAGAGGGUGAUGUAAUGUAACCAGGCUUCAAAUGGCUUAAGGCUGUUGUUGUGCUAGUGUUAUUUCUCUUAAUCUUUUGCUUUCUCUCCUUAAUACAGUAAUGAUACUUAGCAAUCA
Vigna radiata var. radiata (mung bean) is the source of this 1647-nucleotide messenger RNA. RefSeq names its product protein hunchback. Bases 454 to 1272 code for a protein of 272 amino acids. The transcript is spliced from 2 exons. The record is from RefSeq and is a predicted model, not a curated record. Lineage: Eukaryota; Viridiplantae; Streptophyta; Magnoliopsida; Fabales; Fabaceae.